This is a messenger RNA of Colletotrichum fioriniae, 999 nucleotides long. NCBI's taxonomy places the organism in Eukaryota, Fungi, Ascomycota, Sordariomycetes, Glomerellales, Glomerellaceae. The record is from RefSeq and is a predicted model, not a curated record.
AUGAAGUCAUCAGACAGGCGCGUGCUGCUCUUAGCAGCAGCAGCAGCAGCAACAACAAUAGGCCCGGCGGCAGCCUUUACAAACACCAAGGUCGACUUCUUCAUGCGCAAGAACAUCGAUCCCAUCGUCAUCCCGGGCCAGUACAAGAGCCACAUGCACAGUUUCUUUGGCAGCGACGCGGUGAGGGUGAAUAUGAGCUCGACGGCCGAGUUGCAAAAGGGGUGUUCUACGGCGCAGAACCCGAAUGAUUUUUCUGUGUAUUGGAUCCCCACCCUCUACCACGUCCAAGGCGAAACCCGAACGCCCAUCGAACCGGUCUCCUUCGUGGCCUACUACAACUUUGACAAGGACCCAGCCGAGGUGCCCAUCCCCCCACACUUCUCCGUCGUGGCGGGCAACUCCAAGGCCUCGACGGAAGCGGACCUGGUUCCCGGUUCCGACGUGACCUGGCUCUGCCAGAACCAGGCGUUCGACGCGGGCGGCAAAGACCAUGCCCAGUUUCCUCAGAGCACGUGCUCGACUUCGUUACAGGCGGUCCUCUGGUUCCCGGACUGCGUCGACGAAACCACCCUCCAAUCUGCCUACUCUGAUAAGAAGAGUGGGGCGUGUGCGGGUGGGAUGAAGAGGAUGCCGCAGUUGCGGUUUAGUAUACGCUACGACACCAAGAAAGCGAUUCCCGAAGGUUGGAAGGGCGGGGACCCGCCGAUCGAGCUCGCGUGCGGCGGGAGUCGGUGCUUUCACGGGGACUUUGUGAACGGGUGGCUCGAGGAGGCGGCCAAGACCAUGGUUACCGGGUUGAAGAGUAAGAGGGAGUUUGAGGCCGUGGAUGGGCCGAAUGGGAAGGCUAGAGCGGGGAGUGUUUGUAAGAGGAAGGCGACGGACGCGGAUCCGGGGAAUGGGACGGGGGAUUGGGCGGAGAGUGUGAAGAUGAUGGGGGCUGGGAAGAGGAGGAGGAGGAGGAGGAGGAGCAGCGGUCCGGUGAGGAGGAUGGGGUUGUGA